AUGAGGAUCCUGGUGGAGGCUGCUGCUGACGGAGGCCUCCUGCUCCACACUCUGAGAAACAACAUGUGUGCAGGCUUUCAGUCACAUCCACGGGAGGGAUUUCUGCAGCUCGAGGAGCGGGACUGCGGCUCGGAUGUGACUUUUGCUGGAUGCUGGCCGGGGCUCUACCGCUUGUGUCAGGACAGUCAUGCCACAAUGCUGAUGCUCGUCCCUCUGCUGCUGCUGCUCAGUGCGCUGGAUCCAGGCAGUGCGCGGGUGUCCUGCGGCCCUGGACAGAAGGCCUGCGACCCCCGGCGGCGGAGGGAUGCCGGGGGCCGCGGAGGAGUGUACGAGCACCUCGGAGGAGCGCCCAGGAGGAGGAAACUCUACUGCGCAACCAAAUAUCAUUUACAAAUACACCCCAACGGGAAGAUAGACGGAUCACUGGAGGAGAACAACCCGUACAGCAUCAUGGAGAUCACAGCUGUGGACGUGGGAGUCGUGGCGAUCAAAGGCCUGUUCUCCAGCAGAUUCCUCGCCAUGAACGACAAGGGUCGACUCUACGCCUCUGAAACCUUCACCAGAGAGUGUGAGUUUGUGGAGAGGAUUCACGAGCUCGGGUACAACACGUACGCCUCCCGUCACCACUCCACAGAACAGCCUCUGCCCACAGGGGGCGCCGCGGGCAGCAGGAGACGCGCCAGCGCCAAGCGACAGUGGUACGUGUCCAUAAACGGGAAAGGUCGGCCGAGGAGGGGCUUCAAAACCAGGAGUACGGACAAAGCGUCGCUCUUCCUGCCCCGAGUGUUGGCCCACAAAGACCACGAGAUGGUCAGGAGGCUCCGAGAGAGUCAGAGCGCACACCACACCCACCAGCACGGCGGCGGGCGCCAACGCCGCAGGAGGCAGCACCGCAGCCGCAAGGGUAAAGAGCCACGCGCACUGGACUAA
Messenger RNA from Periophthalmus magnuspinnatus, 930 nucleotides. It is a transcript of the gene fgf3, whose product is annotated as fibroblast growth factor 3. Gene Ontology annotation, biological process: fibroblast growth factor receptor signaling pathway; cell differentiation; positive regulation of cell population proliferation. The transcript has 5 exons. Gene Ontology annotation, molecular function: growth factor activity; fibroblast growth factor receptor binding. Lineage: Eukaryota; Metazoa; Chordata; Actinopteri; Gobiiformes; Gobiidae. Bases 1 to 930 code for a protein of 309 amino acids. Gene Ontology annotation, cellular component: cytoplasm. The record is from RefSeq and is a predicted model, not a curated record.